This is a messenger RNA of Nothobranchius furzeri (turquoise killifish), 4045 nucleotides long. The record is from RefSeq and is a predicted model, not a curated record. NCBI's taxonomy places the organism in Eukaryota, Metazoa, Chordata, Actinopteri, Cyprinodontiformes, Nothobranchiidae.
GUUCGCGCCUGCGUGCAGUGAGCGCGCGGGAGAGUCGGAAGUCUGAAACAGUGUAAACAACGGACACGUAUUACUAAUGCUGCCAUGUUUUUAUAUAGUAAUACACCACAGGAUCUUCCCUAAAGGAGAAAUUAAAUGUUCCUCCCGUUCGUCGUCAUCUCAGGUGUUUCUGACAACAUGGCGGAUGAUUUCAGCGAGUCCCUCACUCCUCCAGUCUCCCCCUUUGCAACAGACAGCCAGAAUGAUCUGGCCUGCGCCCGGCCGCCAUGUUUCUGCUGCUCUGAAGUGAAAGAUGAGGCUCUGUCCACAGACGGAUACAUUUCACGAGGGUCCCUAAAACGGCUGCUGCUGCGUCUUGAUCCAGCACCUACAGAGUAUGAGAAGGACACGGUGGAGAUUUUCGGCUUCCCUUGGGUCACAGAAACGGCUCUGGUUGAAUCUACAAAAUUACUUUUUGGUCUUUUUAGUCAAAAGGUUUACAGACUGGAGAACCUGGUGCAGUCCAACUCACACGACUUUGGGCAAGCAGGCAGUCUUCACUAUGAGGCUGGACUUCGACAACAGUGUGUUUGGUUUCUGCAGUACAUCAAAGUCUUCUUGCACAGAUUUCUGGAACCUUCAGUGUCUCUGGAUGCAGCUCACCCACCUUAUGAGGAGCUGGAGAGUCAGUUCCCCUCUGCUCUUCGAGAACUGUUUAGCAUCACCCUCCUCACAGGACGACUCAAGGACCUGCCUGCCAGUGUUCAAAGCUCCUUCUGCAUACAGAACCAUGGGAGGAUUCUUCCACCCUCUUGGCAUUUGUUGCACCUUCAUCUUGACGUACACUGGUCGGUUCUGGAGAUCUUGCACACACUUGGUCAGAAGAUGCGAGGACAGGUGGUUUACGCCCCACCGAUUUGUUAACCUGACCGGGAGAACCUGACGGAUACCAGCCUGUUUGAGGAGCACCUGCGUGCUCUGCUGUGUGACCUCACCGGUCUGGCCAUGGGCAAAUACAACAAGGUGAGGCCCACGGAUGCACUGAGCAGCAAUCAUUACUCUUGCCUCUGCACCAAAGAGCUCUGGGUCCUGCUCAUGCACCUCCUGCAGCACAGGAGCAAAGUGCUGCGCACAGAGUCCUUCUGGAGCUACAUGAAUUCCCUGCUGAGGCCCCUGGUUUCAGGGAAGCCUGCUGCGGAGAAUUCCAGUGUCUUCCCACACUGUAAAGACCCUGUGGGCUUUACCUGGUGGCUGAUAACUCACCUGGCCAUGCUGGGUCAGUACGGCCGCAGCGGCACUGGUCUAAAACGAGGUAAGAGACCGAGAGUUGCAAAACUUGCUGGGAGAAAAAGUCUGCGACAUAAAUGUUGUCAUAUGUUCUGUCCCGUUUUCUUUUUACACACUCAGAAACAUCUGGGGCACAACUGGACGUUUGUGGAGGAGUUGCUCCGGUUAACCUGCAGCCCAAAGGAUGGUCUAGCAGAAGAGCAGGUCAGGAUGCACGUCCACUGCUGCCUCAGUCUGUGUCUGCUGUGGGAGCCGAGCACCUCGGCCGUCUCAGUCCUCUGGGAUUAUUACAGCAGGAAUCUGAAUGGCUCCUUUAUCGUGCCCUGGUUGGGGGUGUCUGGUCUGGGAACGGUGUGCAAAACGCCUCUGGCUCUGUUGGAGCAGGCACGCAGCUGCUGCGCUCCCUCUCCCUGCUCUCCAGGUCACACCCAGCUCUAUAGCUCUGCCAACUCCUUCCACAUAUUCCUCCGAGUCCUGGCCCUGUGCCUCUCCCAGGACGGGGCCGGUGGGGUCCCACAAAGGCAGAUCAAAGGGAGAGCUAGAUUCGUUGUGCUGUUCUGUGAAUGUGUCUGUCCUUCCAGACGGGUCCAUCAACGCAGCGUCCAGUCAGCGCCCGCCCCGGUCUGGGCGCCCACCACAGCCAAUGUGAUUAAAGAGCGCCACCUAGUGGUGGCCGCUGCACUGUGGGCUCACUUCUUCCCCUUCCUGCACAGCCUGCGCCUCUCCCAGACACCUCCAGCACAGCUGGCAGAUGCUGCUGCAGGUUUCACCUUGCUGGCCUUCGAUCUCCCCAGUUCUGCCCCCCAGGACCUUCAACCCCACCCAGUCCAGUCCAUCAUGCAGUGCUUUGGCUGGGACGACAUGGUUCAGCCGAUUCUUGUGACUCGCUACCUCCCCCACAUGCUCCAGAACAGUGAUCUGUUGUCUUCACUGAGUUCUGCUUCUGCUCAGAGCCUCUCUGUGAGAUCCUGGUUCAGAUGUGUCCUGCAGCAGCACCUUCACAAGAACCAGGACGGGACCGACAGCAGAACAGGCCGGGCUCUGGCAGAGCAGCUCAGUGAGCUGACCCGGCUCGUGCUGAGGCUUCCCGAGGUGGACGCUCUUCUGCAAAGAGCCGGACUUCCUCCCACAGCAGCUAGACCGGAGCCCACUUCAGCUCUUGAGACCUUUGUUAAGGCUGUAGGCACCGUGUACAGUCAACUGCAGCUCUUGUCCGAGCGGUCGGCCAUGGUGACCAGAGCCCUGGACUACAUCGGGGACAUCCUGAAGCACAUCAAACCAUACAUGGUUAGCAGGAACCAGGAGGGAAUCCAGCUGGCGUACUGGAUUGUGGGCUGCGUAGUGAAACACUGGAGCCCCCUGCUGGCCACUUCCAAAGCUCAGCAGCUGCUGUUUCGGCUCGUAGACGGACUGCUGCUUCCCCACCAUCUCCCACAGCAGGACAGAGCUUUGAGGGACAGCCUGCCUCUCUUCCUUCAGGGUCUGUCCGUGGCCUCCAGUGUGUCUCAGCUGCAGAGCUCUUGCCUCAAGCAGCAGCUUUGCUCUGUAAUCCACAGAUAUCUGGACCAUUUCCUCCCCGCAGCCCCUUCUAUGGGCGUUGUUGCUAACCACCCGGUACUUCUUGGUGCCUGUGAGGCCGCUCCAACCCCUCAGGGAGCGUCGCUGAGGAGGACCAUCCUGGAGGUGCUUUGUGAGCGCUUCCUCCAGUUUAAAAGCCGUGCUCCUCCUCCUCGCCUCUCAUCGGUCCUGAUGUUCCUGUUGGAGCUCCUGAGAAGAAACGGUGACACAGAUGUUUCCCUCCUCACCCUCCCUCUUCCCUCUCUCCUGCGCUGUUUGAUGCUGGUCAAUGAGCCACAAGUGAGGAAGACGAGCACAGAUGCAUUACAGCUGGUGGUGGAGCGGUGUGCUGCUGCAGCAGCAGGAGGACCCUGCAUGCAGAUGAUUAGUGCCCUGAGGUCAUUUGUGGAGGAGAAUGAAGGCGUGUACGACAGGCAGGUUUACGGUGUCCUGGAGACGGUGGCCAUCUUAGAUCCCACUGUGGUUGAAGCUCUUAUACCCAGCCUGUCUCUUAGUCUGAGAAACGCAGAACACAAGAGAGGACUGGGCAAGAACAUCACCCUGAGGAGCGCAUACAUGAAGCUGCUGGGUCUGCUCGGAGAAGGUGGGCAAGCGGAGAUAACCAGCCUGGAGGGCGACUAAGAAGUUUCUCUGAGUGUGUGUGUGUGUGUGUGUGUGUGUGUGUGUGUGUGUGUGUGUGUGUGUGUGUGUGUGUGUGUGAGACAGAUUUAAACGGACUCUUCUAACAUUUUGACGUGCCUCUGUGUAAAAGAUCUAAACAAUCUUAUUUGAUGUGGAUGGUUAUCUGAACAGCCUCUGCUCAGAGAAAUAGUCAACACCCAACAGGACUUAGGAGCUAACAGCUAGUCAGUUACAUUAUAACGAUAUUUUAGUAGAAAGUUUAGAAAAAAUAAGAAUUGUUGGAGAAUUUUAAAGAUUUGAGCAGUUUUUUUUUAACCACAUCUACACUUUGGGCUAUGUUCUUGAACUGGCUGUUAGCCUAUCAGUCCUGGCAGAUGUAAACUCCAUUUCUGUUAAUGGAGGCCAUUUGUGAAUUUAGCCUCAUUGAAUAUGAUUGUCAUUAUUUCUUUGAACUUUAAAAGGGUCAUUUCAGUUCUUGGACAAGCCUGUAGUCAUUAGUCUGUAUGUGUUGUACAUAUCGUAACAAAAAUGCACCUUUACGUUUUGACUUGCAUCAUAUGAAAAUAAAUGCUAAUCUGUU